Molecule: messenger RNA, 4142 nt
Organism: Macrosteles quadrilineatus (aster leafhopper)
Lineage: Eukaryota; Metazoa; Arthropoda; Insecta; Hemiptera; Cicadellidae
Exons: 18
Coding region: 130-3735 (1201 amino acids)
Biological process (GO): positive regulation of protein tyrosine kinase activity; neuromuscular junction development
Molecular function (GO): protein kinase binding
Source: RefSeq, a predicted model, not a curated record
UCAAAAACACAAUAAAUUAAAACAAAUUUCUCUAAUCCUAAGUGAUGUUUUUCUAAUAUAUAGUGUUGAGGUGGCUUACGACACAAAGUUUUGGAGGUUUGUGACGGGUUUGUGUGUGUGUGCAGUGAGAUGGAUAGUAGUUACAACUCUCCGGCAAGGAGUGUAGGAGAGCCCUCCUCCCUGACGGAGUCCGAGAAUGAGGAGGUCUUGGAGUUGGUGACGGAGGUGCCCGGGAGUCCAGACCAGACGAUCAUCGACGGUUGGCUCAAGUUCAGAGAUAUCAAGAAGUGGAAGCAGCGUUGGGGUGUCGUCACUAAACUUUCACCAGCAGCAGAUUGCCUGCAUCUACAGUUGUACAGGGACAGCAAGGACAGAUACAAACAAGGACAAACCAAGGCAUCUCUCUCUCUACAGCACUUUUUGGGGCUGCAAUCAGGAUUCACACUUGACAAGGAGUCCAACACGAUAGCUAUAAUCUGUCAGGAUGUGACUGUAGUUCUGGCCUUUGACACCAGGGAGAGACUGAUACAGUGGCAAGUCAAGAUAGCCAACAAUCUGGGAGAAGAUGAGCAGUUUCUGGUCCAGAUACAGUCUGCCCCGACCAGAGGCAAGAUCCUGCCUGGACCUGCCAGACUCCACAUACAGGAGCACAGGUUCUGUAUGACCACAGGAGUCCCUCCUCGACUGGUCGGCUACUGGCUCAUCCGACAACUCAGGAGGUAUGGAGUUGUAGAGAACAGGUUCUGUUUCGAGGGAGGUUCCCGGUGUGGUAGAGGUGAGGGGUUGUACGUCCUGGUGUCAGACCAGGGACAAGACAUUGCUCGGGCCUUCCAGAUGGCAGCGGAAGGGAAGCUACACACUCGCCGUCGCUCCGUCAGCAGGAACUCUUCGGCCAUGGACAGUCCCAGAAGGAAUGUUCACUCUCGAGCAGAGACGAGGAUGUCUGAUGUCAGUUGCUUGGAGUCCUUGAUGCUGCAUUCUGAACACCCAGGACCUGGUAGUGAGGUGUGCUGCAACUGCAGUCAUGGUGCUGAGGAGUCUAUAAUCUGGCCUUCGUCAGAGACAAGAUCUGACAGUUGCGACUAUGGAGAUGCUGCAUCCAUGGCUGAUUACAACAACAGUCACCUUCAGGAGAGCUGCAGGAUUCCAGAGAGUUCCAUGGGAAGGUGUACUAGCUGUAUCAGUAAGCUGGGAGCUUUGUCUAGAUCCUCUACAGUCACCAACCCUCCUGGCUCUGGCACAGGCUUCACACCCGCCUGGACCAUGGAUACUGACAAUCUUGGAGGUUGUGGCCAUGAGAACAACAUGAGCUGUGGAAAUGUUCAACAAAACUCAGACAUUAUGGCUAGACUGUCAACUACCUCAGACUGCUGGUCUUCCAGUGGCUCGUCCUGCAGUACAGUAGCAGAGAGGUGCUCUUGUUGUCCUCCCAUCAGACCUCCCAAACCUCCGCAGCUAUCUCAGUCACCACACAACUCUCCCAUGAAGAAGAAACCCAAACCUCCCAUGCCUCUACCAGUUUGUAACUGUCCUCAUCAUCAGUCACCAGCCAACCCUUACGACAACUACGACGUUCCUAAGACACUGCCUGCGCCUAAUCAGAGAAAGGAUGAAUCCAAGAUCAGCUACAUGAGUCAUGCUGCAGACGAUUAUUACGACACACCCAAAAACAUUAAGGACAGCCUGGUAGGGGAGUACGGGAACUACGACACUCCUCCUCCGCCAACCCUGGCUGUGAAGAAGACCUCCUCUUGUCUGCAUCAUACACAUGCUCCUCACAGGGUUGAAAAGGAUGAGUCCUCAAGGCAAGGCUCUUGUCUUUGUCACAGGGUUCCAUGUUGGUCAGACACCAUACAAAAACCUUCACACUUCCGCGAAAUAUCUUCUCCGGUGCUGCAAAGAGUGAGGCAGACUGAAGAAGGAAGAAUGCCUCUUGUAAAUACAUCAUCAAUGCCAAUCUACGCAAUCGUUGACAAAUCAAAGAAGUCUAAGAGUAAAAUUGAAGAAAAUAACAUCCUCAACAAUCAGGAUAGCAACGACAAGAAAAUUAGUAAUGAAGAAAAAGAUAAAAAUGAAAUAAAUAGUAAUGGUAACUAUGCUAAUAUAGAAGUAAUCGACCCAAAGGAUCUUCCAGAAAUGUGCAAAGAAGAAUCAAACACCAACAAUGAUUACCAAAACUAUGCAAAUUUAGAAUUUGCCCAGUCGCUCGAGCACUAUGAAAACUCUAAAGAGGUGUUAUUGAGAGCUGGAAUAACUCAAGAAGAAAUAGAAAAGUUGAUAAAGAACGAGGAUGUGGAACACAAAGUGGUUGACAAAAACUGUGUCAAGUUCUGUACAAAGUGUGGCCAUGCUUGCAACACUGGUGGACCACCUAGACCUAGCAAGCAAGACGACUAUCUGAUGAUGGAGCCAACAUCUCAGCAAAACUCUACUCAGGACUUGGCAAACAAGUUAGUGGGGGGUAAAUACUUUCCUGGGUACCUCCCAAUGCAUCCUGUGUCUAACUGCCAGAACAAGCACGAUCUACUUAAAACAAGGCUACAAAGAGAAUUUGGUGACAUGUCUUCCAGCACACCCUCUCUUUCUGGAGGUCUAUCAGAAGCGUGCAGAAGAAGGUUGGAGUCUGAUAUUCAAAGAGUACCUGGAUCUGCAUUGCUCGGCAUCAACCACUCCAUAUCAGCUGCCAACAGCCCUUACUUAAGAAGAAGAGUCUUGUGUGCAAAUGAUUCAGUAAGCAGUAGCGGAACUCUUUACAACUCCUUACCUAGAAAACGAUCUAGUUCUGCCGAUUCCUCAAACUACUUUGAUGAACUAGACUCAAUCACUGAGAAAACUGUCUCGUCUUCUUCAACUAACCACACGCAAAACUCUCUGAGCAGUAAAAAUACCUCUGUGGACUCAAUAUCUGGCCAUUCUGUACAGAUGAACACCAAAAUGGAAAAAUCUGAAGAUGUUAACAGUUCACAACAAAACAAUAAACCCAACUUAGAAAAUAAGAUGAAUGAAAACAACCUAAAUGAAGUUCCUACACUACAAGAUCAGAAGGAUCAAAACGAUGACCUUCCAGUGAAUGUCCGGAGAUCCUCUAGUGUUCCGUGUAAGUCUGGCCAUAACCGGGACUCUUCAAGCUCAAAUGACUCAGGUGUUUCUAUUUGUUCCUUGAAGAACCGAGGAGGAGACUUUGCUGAGUUUGAACUGCCCUUGACAACGUCCAUGUCUACUAGAAGACAUCACUAUGCUCUUCAGAAGACAACGCCACUGCACUUCACAGACUGUUAUCACUCAUCACUUCCCAGAAGGUCGAAGAGUGUUGAUCCCUUAAGAGAACUUACUUUCCAGUUCCAACACAUCGAUAUACCCCUCAAGUCAUCAUCUGCAGAAGCUGAAAUACCUAUCUGUCUUGUGAAACGGGAUGCCAAAGGGUGUAUCAGCCCAGGCAGUGCCAUGCCUUAUAUAGACUCACGCAGCACCAGCAGUGGUACUUCUGACAUGUCAGACUACAUUGAGACACUCUCACUGUCUUCCUACAGCUCUUCUGAUACACCUGACUGUCUCCAGCUAGGAAGGCCGGCAGCCACCACUUUAAGACCCAGGUCAGGCAGAGAGUAUCACAAGAUAGACCGCUACAUUCUAGAGAGUGACGAGCAGAGUUCACCUUACACUUCCAUAACCUCCGUAGCUGAGAAGUCUGAGUCCCCUUCCCCUGGGUAUGUCAGUAGCUCCCCGGGACAGUGAACAGGACAGAAACGUUCGUAAAACAAAAGGAGGAAGAUAUCAUAAGCUGGAUGGAUGUUGAUUGAUUGAACAUCACGAUAGACUGUGGACUCUUCAAUCUUUGUAUUAUUGAACAUUUUGUAAAAUUUUCUGUAGAAUUAGAUUUAUAUAUGCAGUUUUGUAGAUCUUUAAAAGGUUAUAGUUCAACGAGUACCAUUUGAUAUCAAGGAAUCAAUGGUUUAGUAAAAAUAGUUUGAAGUUAACAAUCGUCCAUUAGUGAAUAUGUGUAAACCGCUCAUAUUGUAAACAAUACUGUAAAUACUUUGUAAAUAGGUUUAUUGUGAAUUGUAACGUAACAGUAAAACCAAAGCUGAAAUUGUUGAUUAGCUUUAGACAACUAGUGUUUCUACCAAGGGUGUUUAAAGGCA